CACCAUUUCGGCUGGGCAACAAUUAAAGCCGCCUUAUCACUGGGUUGGCUCUUAUCGCAGAGAACCAUAAAUACUCAGAGAUAGGGAAGAAACGGGCAAAAAUAAAGAAAAUAUACGGGGAGAGUGAGUGAAAGUGAAUAGACGCGUUUUAGUUUCGUGCCAAUCGUCGAACGUGAAACACGUGCGGUUGUUGUAAGAAGUAUACCUACAUACCCAUAUUUUCCCAUCAUGAGUGCCGCAUCUUUGCGUCUGCUGGGUAAAACCAAACAAACCGCUCGCAUUGUGAUCGUGGGAGCGGGAUCUGCCGGAAUAGCUGCAGCCACCCGUCUUCUGGAACUGGGAUUCCGAAAUGUUCUCCUCCUGGAGGCCGAAGAUCGUAUUGGCGGGCGUGUGCACACGAUUCCCUUUGCGGACAACGUCGUCGAUUUGGGUGCCCAGUGGUGUCACGGUGAGAAGGGAAAUGUGGUCUACGAGCGGGUCAAGGAUCUGAAUCUGCUAGAGGCUACGGAACCCCACUACGAAACCUAUAAGUGCGUGCGAUCCAACAGAGAAGUUCUGCCCGAAGAAAUAGCAGAUCAACUGAAAACCAUAGCUGAAAACUCGAUACCAGACAGGCAGACAGAACUGCUUGAUUUCGACGGCUCCCUGGGUGACUACAUCAACUUGAAGUACUGGAAAGAGCUGGCCAAACUGCCGCCCAUCGAACGCACCAUUGCCGAGGAGUUCCUGGAGGUGUUCCACAAGUUCGAGGCCUCCGUGGAGGCGGCCGAUCACCUGUUCGAAGUCUCCGGCAAGGGACACCUGGAAUACUGGCUAUGCGAGGGUGAACUGCUGCUCAAUUGGCGGGACAAGGGCUACAAGAGAUUCUUGAGGCUUCUCAUGAAAGCCCAGGAGGACCAACCCGAUGAUCUGGGCAUCCUUAAGGGUCAUGUCCUGCUCAACAAACGGAUUGCCGAAAUUAAUUGGGAGGGAACGGGAGAGCUAACCCUGCGCUGCUGGAAUGGCGAGAUUAUCACCGCAGAUCAUGUCAUAUGUACAGUUUCGCUGGGAGUUUUAAAGGAGCAGCAUCCCAAGCUCUUUGUGCCCGCCCUGCCAGCGGCCAAAGUGAGAGCCAUCGAGGGUCUCAAACUGGGCACCGUGGACAAGUUCUUCCUGGAAUUCGAGAGUCCACCAUUGCCCAAUGAUUGGCCUGGCUUUGGUUGCCUCUGGCUAAAGAAGGAUCUUGAGGAACUGCGAGCCUCCGAACUCUUUUGGCUGGAGAGUGUGUUUGGCUUUUAUCCCGUCUCCAAGCAGCCACGUCUACUGCAGGGCUGGAUCAUUGGACCACAUGCCCGGCACAUGGAAACCCUAUCCGAGGAAAAGGUCUUAGAGGGUCUUCUGUGGCUCUUCAAGAAAUUUCUGCCCUUCGCGGUAGCUCAGCCUCUGCGAAUGCUGCGCACCCAGUGGCAUGCCAAUCCCAACUUCCGGGGCAGCUACACCUUCCGAUCCACCUACACCGAUGCCCUGCGGACGGGUGCCUGGGAUCUGGAGGCGCCGCUCCAGGAUGUGGGUGGCAGGCCACGCCUCCAGUUCGCCGGGGAGUCCUCGCACAAGCACUUCUACUCCACGGUCCAUGGAGCCGUGGAAACGGGCUGGCGCGAGGCGGAUCGUUUGCACCUAUAUUACCGGUCGCGAACUGCACAGCUGUGAGCUCACACCUCGUGACUCCGGUGGAAUGUUUGCAAAAGCGUGGAAUCGGGAUUUUCCACAGCCAAUGGGGCAUGAAAACUUAAUAUAUAUUUACUUUAUUUAUGUUCUCCGUUCUUUGCCAUUAAAAAUGUGUAGAAAUAGAGAAAGAAAAUAUUUAUUUUGCAAAUCUUAAAUGUUUUUGUAGAUGUCAAAAGAAUAUUUUACAAUAAUAAGACCAAGACUUUUUUAAUAAAAUGUA
Messenger RNA from Drosophila elegans, 1927 nucleotides. RefSeq names its product spermine oxidase. Bases 229 to 1689 code for a protein of 486 amino acids. The record is from RefSeq and is a predicted model, not a curated record. The transcript has a single exon. Lineage: Eukaryota; Metazoa; Arthropoda; Insecta; Diptera; Drosophilidae. Gene Ontology annotation, molecular function: polyamine oxidase activity.